This is a messenger RNA of Dissoconium aciculare CBS 342.82, 2923 nucleotides long. RefSeq lists its product as uncharacterized. Bases 101 to 2794 code for a protein of 897 amino acids. The record is from RefSeq and is a predicted model, not a curated record. NCBI's taxonomy places the organism in Eukaryota, Fungi, Ascomycota, Dothideomycetes, Mycosphaerellales, Dissoconiaceae. The transcript has 3 exons.
UACCCGAAUCUCCAACAACUUCCUGGACCCUCAGACAGCUAUGGCUCCUUCUUGGAAAUAAUCAGCUUGAAAAAUUGACCAGGUCGAGCAAUUGUUCGUCAUGUUCUCCCUCGGAGCUUUCUCCGGCGCUAGCUUCAUAGCAGCAGAUCCAGAAGAGCCCAGAACUCCGCCUGCGUCACCGACACCCGUUUCCUUUCCGCAAUAUGACCAACAUACGACUUCGCCAAGGCCGUGGAGUAGUAACAACCCACCCCCAGAUCUAAACUAUCUCUUCUCGCAUACCACUCGACAUGUCGACAUCAAGUCUUCGCACCUGGAUGUGUUGAACGUCAACCUAUCCUCAGAGCCAUGUUCUGCUGGCGACCUUAUUCCCCGUGGCGUCAAUGACACUGACUUCUAUCCUCAUUGGCAAGUGCCAUCUGUUCCCGACGAAGAGUCUCUCAAAGUCGGACCGAAUGGUCGGCCUUUGCGCCCGGUCCUCACAAUCGAAGAAAGGCUCCGGAAAGACUUCAUCGAGCGACUGUCCGAAUUGGAGACCGAAAAUGAUACUGCAUUUCGUGUACUGAACAAGAGAAAUCUUCCUGGUGUCCGGCCACCUCGGAUAGCCACGAUGCGAAAAUUCUGGGCGCAGCUGGAAAAUCUUAGCCACUACUGGGAUGUCAGCCUUGACGAUUAUUUCCAAGUCAUGGAAGCUGAGCCCGACGUGGAAACUCAAGAGAUGAACAUUGAUCCCCCUCGCGAUCAUUCUGGCGAGCAACCAUCACCUACCGUGAAGAGUCCCAAACGUCCAAGAGUAGAUGAUGGGACGAAAGCCAUACUAAGUGGUGUCGCCUCCGAGACUCAGGAUUCCAAAUGCGAUCGUGACGAUAACGGUGAUACGAUAAUGACCGACGACGAUCCCUCUGUGACUUCUGACCCAGACAAUGCUGCUUCCAACUCGACCCCGGAUUCUGCUCAGCCGGGAGCCAUGCGUGAAAAACGCCAGUACAAAGGCCGUCGACUCGGUACUGGUCGAGACAUGCCGGAUCGCUUUCGAAGCGAUGCUAUCCUCGCCUUUGUGGAGGGCUGUGUAUGGCCUUUCAAUUCCACAGUCAUACCUCCGCGGAGGGCCCCUGCAGUACGUUUCGGCAAUCUGAAUAUUCCCAUCAAGCAAAUCGCCAGCGUGUAUAGACUUCCCAACGAUGUUGCACGUCGACGAGCAGGCUGGAUUCAAGGGCCUCUGAUUGGACUACAGUCACGCUUGGAAGUCGAGUUUUCCGUCGAGAACAGACAAGAUGACGACGAAGCUGAUGCUCUCAAUCAUGAUGUCUUGCCCAGUAGGACACAUCCGGCUAUCACUGCACGUAUGAGAAAAGAAAAAGCCAGCUCAUCCGCCGUGUCUACAAACUCGGAGAAAAUGGACGUUGACAUUGUCGAUUCUGCUGCUUCUCUCGGCGCCGGAGCUGUCGAUGCCUUUCAAAAGCCGGCGCUUCCCUCUUCGCUAAGCAGUUUCAAAGCCCGAGCCGCCAAGAAGAAGCCUCCACCUGUGGUCGAGCCCGUUGCUCGUGGACGGCUCGAUAUUCUCCGAGAAAUUGGUCUUUUGCUCGAAAUCGCUCAGGAACGUUACCGUGAAGGCAAAACUGAAUCUAGGCCUGGAGCAGGCCAAUGGUGGACAGAGAAGCCACGUUGGGGAGGUGGCAAGGGCGGACCUGUAGGUGAUGCCGACAAGCCUGGUGACAAAUCUCCCUCUAUCCCGAGCGGAGGUGCUGACUCGCCGUCCGGUAUUGAUCCUAAUGCAACAGCCGCCCGUCCGACCGUUGCGGUUCCCCAGCGGCCCUCGCCGAUUCCGAGCGCAGCCAUCAGACAAGUCUCGGCUGCAUCCGCGACGACUCUAGACUUUUCAUCACUCAGAAACAAAAAUGGCACAAGUAGCACGACCAUCGUGAACGGCCUCGGAAGACCCUCAUCUUCAUCCAACAAGGACCCAUCUCCCACUCAUGAAGCAGCAAAGCCCACCAAAGACGAUGCCAGAAAACCAUCCUCUGCCUCGGGUGCCCCAAUCCAUCCUUCCCUCCCCACCACGUCUUCCCUCCCACCUCCCUCACUCAUGAAAUCGCCCAACUCGUCAAGUAUCGAUCCAAUUCUAGCGGCAGCAGCCACGCCAUCGGCAUCUUUCGCCAAUGAAAUGUUCGCACGCCAUCAACGUCGAGAGAGGAAAUCGCCCGCAGCGAUGUGGGAAACUCUCCGCUGUCCGACCGCGACUUGGGACGCCAAGACGGAAUACCGGGCGAUCGGGAAGGGCAAUAUCUCGACGAAUCCCCCUUCAUCUGACGCGACGGCACCCAAAGACAGCGAGGAGAAAGCCUCCAUGAGCAAGAACAGAGAGGAUAUGAGCAACAGCGGUCAGGUCGAAGGUCCGAAUGCGGCCAAGGAGGAAUACAAACCCCCAAAGACAGCAUCGCAAGCAGCAAACCGAGACGGCUGGGACGAGGUCUUCAUCGUCUCCUCCCUGAACCACCACAUCUCCAUCCUCCGUCUGAGCGUACACGAUGCAUAUCUGGAAUGUCUCCUCACGGGGAAAAUGCCAUCAUCAUCGUCAUCGUCAUCGUCAUCAACUGAUCCCUCUACUGCAGGACUAAGCUCGUCAGAGAAAUUUUCCGAAGAAGCGGGCGAGGCAGAAGAGAAGAGACAUUGGUCCAUCCCCCGUAUCCGUCGCUCGAAGUGGUACGAUCUCCUGAACGCCGAGGAUCGCUGCGAGGCUUUCCGUGUGCUGUGGGGGAUCAUGGCGUAUCUAUGUCGCGAUGAGACGAUCUGAGCGUACCUAUCGAUGAUCGUCACACGUCUUGGAUCAUGACAUCUCACACAUCUCGAGAACGACCAUUUACAUCCCCCACGUCGCUCUGAGUAGUUUCUGGCAUUGGCUCAGCGGGAGACAAUGUUUUCU